AGGUGGCAGGGAAAAUUCGGGCGGAGCGAGAAGUGCCUUCGCACGUCCAUGGACAAUUGACUUUCGCGAGGUUGCCCGAAAAGCAAGCCAUGGCUUUGCGCAGUAAGACUUCUGUACGUGGUAAAUGUGCUACAAAGACACAGCAGACGGCGAGCCGUCAUAAAUGGCAGGGCAGGCGGCAGGGCAGGCGGCAGGGCAGGCGGCAGGGCAGGCGGCGGGGCAGGAGGCGGGGCAGGAGGCGGGGCAGGCGGCGGGGCAGGAGGCGGGGCAGGCGGCGGGGCAGGCGGAGGCGGCGGGGCCGGCAGAGGCGGGGCCCCGGGGCGCGGUGCACGUGCUGUGGCACUACCACUUCUCCGCCUUCCGCCGAAAGCGCUGGGCUGCGUUCAUCCAGCGCGACCGCGCGCUCCACCGCGUCGCCAAGCAGCUCACGGGCGGCAGGCCCAAGGAGGAGGUGGUGGUGGGGUGGGGUUCGUGGGCCUUCCAGGGAGGGAAGGGCGGCUCCCCCAUCUCCGUCAGGGGCGGGCGCGCGCCGACGGGGCGGCUCAUCAAGCUGCUCCGUGAGCGCUACGCCAAGCAUGUGUUCAUCAUCGAUGAAUACAAGACCUCCAAGACCUGCUACAACUGCGGGUGUCAGGAGAUGGCCAUCAAGCGGCUUGGGGGGCUGAAGGAGGGGCAGCGGCCCUGGUCGGUCAAAGUCUGCAACGACUGCUUGACGACCUGGAACCGCGACGUCUCCGCUGCCAAGGUGAUCCGUGUGCUCCUCCUGCUGAAGCUGAUGGGCUUCGAGCGGCCGACCAAGCUGCAGCGGCCGCCAUGGCCGCCGCCGGCGGCGGGGCCAGGCUGAGAGCCUGAACGGCGCUAGCAGGGCGUGGGGCUGAGGGUGCACGUGUUGAUUGGCGGCGAGUGACGUGACUAGUUUGUUAGCUGCGGGUUAGCACGGACUGUGCACCCCACCCAACCGGCCACGUCCGGAUUUGCGGGGAUGCCAAAGGCCCCCAACAUAGAGGCGUGUGCUUAGUAGGCGCCCGCGUCAAGGUGGCUGGGUUGAUAAUGACCCGGGAUCAGCCCUUUUCCUGCCAUAAGGCAGCCACCUCCUUGUUUGCAUGGGAAUAGUGGCUGAGCCACGUAUCUAGUCUGAGGCCGCAAGCGUCUACCUCAUCUCCCGGACAUAGCCGGGGUCGGUUCGUACAGGCACGCAAGCAGGCAUGGCCCGCCGUAAUGUGUC
This is a messenger RNA of Chlamydomonas reinhardtii, 1225 nucleotides long. RefSeq lists its product as uncharacterized. NCBI's taxonomy places the organism in Eukaryota, Viridiplantae, Chlorophyta, Chlorophyceae, Chlamydomonadales, Chlamydomonadaceae. The transcript has 3 exons. Bases 164 to 844 code for a protein of 226 amino acids. The record is from RefSeq and is a predicted model, not a curated record.